Gallus gallus (chicken) is the source of this 1914-nucleotide messenger RNA. Its product is annotated as one cut domain family member 3-like. Lineage: Eukaryota; Metazoa; Chordata; Aves; Galliformes; Phasianidae. The transcript has 2 exons. The record is from RefSeq and is a predicted model, not a curated record. The coding region runs from base 1218 to 1826 and encodes 202 amino acids.
GCAGACCACAUGCUCAAUCUGAAAAGCAACCAGCGAGCGGCUUCCCACCCCAUACAGUCCCCCGCUGGGCCAAGCUGUGGUUGAAGUGGCUAUCACCAAAUAGCAGGUACGUUCCCUUCUCUCCCCGCUCCGAUAUAUUUCUUUCGGCUCCCUUUGUUCACUCCAGAACUUUGCCUGAUGCCCGUCACGCCGCGAGGGAGUGGCGGCCGGCUCGCAGCCACCAGCCGGGCCCGGGGAGGCCAACGGGAGCCGCAGGGUGAGCGCAGGGCUGGACACAGAGCCACGCACGGCUCCCGCUCACCGCUCCCCUUCGCCGGGUCUGGAGCCAGCAACGUCCCUACGUCUGGCUGCUCGGGGAGAUGAGACAGCGAGAAUGCUUCCUCUACGACAUAUAAACAGGCAGAUCCUCACCUCUUUUUUUUUUUUUUUUUUCCUUUUCUUUCUUUCUUUAUUUUUUUUUCUCUGAGCUGCUCUCACCGGCGGAAAAGAUAUCACGGGAAAACAACCCCGGCCGCGACGCGCGCGUGGGGAGGAGACGCGGGGAAGCGCUACAGGGCAGCGGCGCGGCUGCAGCGAGGCGGGAUGCGGGAGCCGCGCACGGAGGAGCACGGCACGGUCCCGCAGGCACCGGGAUGCCUUCCGCGCGCCCGCUCCGCUCCCGCCUCUCGCACCGCGGCCGCGCGACGGGCGGAGGACGGCGGGGGCGGCUGCCGUCCUCCGCCGGCACCGCCUCACCGCCGCCCCCCGCGCCGGGCCCGGCAGCGGCAGUGGCACGGCGGGUCCCCGCGCUCCCGGGACCGGGGUUGGGGGUGGGGGGGCCGCCGCCAGCCCCCGCCCCCGGCGCUCCGCAGUCCUGAAAGGGCCCUUUGUGGCCGACCGAGCCCCAGAGCACGGGGCAUGGGGGAUGGGGGGAGCGGACGGUGCCGGUAACCGGCGGGAGCCCCACAGCAACCCCGCCGCUCGGCUGCACAAAGAAAGCGACCGCGCCGCGGCAUCCCCCCCGCAUCCCCGCCUCCCCCGGGCGGUGGCUCGGCCCCGCGGUACCUGUGCGGCGCAGCGCGGGGCCGGCUCUCACAUCUCCUCGCCCUUCUCGCCGGUGGCUCUCCGCUGCGCACCGCCGGCGGGCACAGCCCCAGCAGGGCGCGGGGCUGCCACGGGCGCUGCCUCCGCUCCGCGCUGACUGCGCUGCGCUGCGCACCCCGCGCGGCUGCUGACAGAUGGCGCAACCGCAGCGCCGCCACCGCUCCGAGCUGCCGCCACCGCCGCCGCCGCCUCCCCCCGCCCUCCAACCCGCCGCGCCCCACCGCGGGGGCGGCCCCAGAUUGGCAGCGCCGUCGGCCUGUGGCGAAGCGCGGUCGGCAGCCGCCGCCGCUCUGAUUGGAUGGCGGCGGAGGGAGGCGGGGCGAGGGGGGGGGCGCGCCUCAGCUGCCGCUCGGCGGGGCGGGGAGGGCAGCGCCGCGCCGCCAUCGCCCCCCGGCUCGGGGCUACGGCGGCCGCCUCGGGUGGGAGCCGGCGGAAGGGUUGGGGGCGAGGCGAGAUUCUCUCAGUUGGCAGCAGCGGGCUGUAAGGAAGCGGCAGGAACGCACCGUGCCGUCCCCGAGUCGCGGCACGCCCUGCCCGUAGGAGGGAAAGGCCGCCCGCCGCUGCGUUCCCUCCGUCCGCAGCGGUACCGGCAAUUGUCGGUGCUUCAGCCUCGGGCUGCUCCCGGAGCCCGGCCCCGUGUCACCUCGGAUGCUCCCGUCUGGCAGACCGGCACAUCUCGCCGCCACCGAUCUCCCGGCUCUGGAAGGCAGUUUUGCUUUAGCGCUGAAGGAAUCGUAUCUUAGGCUUCAGCAAAAGCAGGAGAGACGUGAUUCUUUCUCAUGAAACAAGUCGAAAUAAUACGUGCGCCCAGUAAAAAAAGGUUUACGAGUA